Messenger RNA from Oryctolagus cuniculus (rabbit), 2800 nucleotides. The record is from RefSeq and is a predicted model, not a curated record. NCBI's taxonomy places the organism in Eukaryota, Metazoa, Chordata, Mammalia, Lagomorpha, Leporidae.
UGCCGGCGCCGCUUUGGGGAAGCUUUUCGGAGCCUCCCUGUCUCCAUCCUCUCAUCCACCCCUCGCGAUCUUACUUUUGCUUUUACCCACGGGGGCUGCGAUUGGCCACCCCCUCCACCGGUGCAGUCAUCCUAGCGGUCUCCAGUUCUUUCUUAAAAGCCGGUCUUUCCCCACUUGUCUUUCUCUGGGGUGCCCGCGCGGGCCGGUGCAAGGCGCCCCCAUCCUUGGAAAUUGGCUAGACUGCUUGUACCGAGGCGUGGAAAGCCCCGAAGGCUUUAUUGUUAUUUUGAUUCUUUUCAUUUCUUCCCCUUCUGGGCAACGGAGCAAUGAAAUUUCCAAUCGAGACGCCAAGAAAACAGUGGCUGUGCCUGCAGCAGCGCCGCCUGUGUGCCAACCCAAGAGCGCCACUAACGGGCACCCUGCGGCUCCUCGCCUCUCCAUCUCCUCCCGAGCCACGGUGGUAGCCAGGAUGGAAGGCACCUCCCAGGGGGGCCUGCAGAGCGUCAUGAAGUGGAAGACAGUGGUCGCCAUCUUCGUGGUCGUGGUGGUCUAUCUCGUCACGGGUGGGCUUGUCUUCCGGGCGCUGGAGCAGCCCUUUGAGAGCAGCCAGAAGAACACCAUCGCCUUGGAGAAGGCAGAAUUCCUGCGGGAUCACAUCUGUGUGAGCCCCCAGGAGCUGGAGACCUUGAUCCAGCAUGCUCUUGAUGCUGACAAUGCAGGAGUCAGUCCAAUAGGAAAUUCUUCCAACAACAGCAGUCACUGGGACCUUGGAAGUGCCUUCUUCUUUGCUGGAACCGUGAUCACCACGAUAGGGUAUGGGAAUAUUGCUCCAAGCACUGAAGGAGGCAAAAUCUUUUGUAUUUUAUAUGCCAUCUUUGGGAUUCCACUCUUUGGUUUCCUAUUGGCUGGAAUUGGAGAUCAACUUGGAACCAUCUUUGGGAAAAGCAUUGCAAGAGUGGAGAAGGUCUUUCGAAAAAAGCAAGUAAGUCAGACCAAGAUCCGGGUCAUCUCAACCAUCCUGUUCAUCUUGGCCGGCUGCAUUGUGUUUGUGACGAUCCCCGCUGUCAUUUUUAAAUACAUCGAGGGAUGGACAGCCUUGGAGUCCAUUUACUUUGUAGUGGUCACUCUGACUACAGUGGGCUUUGGUGAUUUUGUGGCAGGGGGAAACGCUGGCAUCAAUUACCGGGAGUGGUAUAAGCCCCUAGUGUGGUUUUGGAUCCUUGUUGGCCUUGCCUACUUUGCAGCUGUCCUCAGUAUGAUCGGAGAUUGGCUACGGGUUCUAUCCAAAAAGACAAAAGAAGAGGUUGGGGAGAUCAAGGCCCAUGCAGCAGAGUGGAAGGCCAACGUGACGGCCGAGUUCCGGGAGACACGGCGCCGGCUCAGCGUCGAGAUCCAUGACAAGCUGCAGCGGGCAGCCACCAUCCGCAGCAUGGAGCGCAGGCGACUGGGCCUGGACCAGAGGGCCCACUCCCUGGACAUGCUGUCUCCAGAGAAGCGCUCUGUUUUCGCUGCCUUGGACACAGGCCGCUUCAAGGCCUCGUCCCAGGAGAGCAUCAACAACCGGCCCAACAACCUGCGCCUUAAGGGGUCGGAGCAGCUCAACAAGCAUGGCCAGGGCGCGUCUGAGGACAACAUCAUCAACAAGUUUGGCUCCACAUCCAGACUCACCAAGAGGAAAAACAAGGACCUCAAAAAGACCUUGCCCGAGGACGUCCAGAAAAUCUACAAGACCUUCCGCAAUUACUCCCUGGAUGAGGAGAAGAAAGAGGAGGAGUCGGAGAAGAUGUGCAACUCAGACAACUCCAGCACGGCCAUGCUGACGGACUGCGUGCAGCAGCACGACGAGAUGGAGAACGGCGUGGUACCCACGGACACCAAAGACAGGGAACUCGAGAAUAACUCGUUACUUGAAGACAGAAACUAAAUGUUAAGGACAGUGGACUUGAACUUAGCGUUAUUUGUUUUGUUUUGUUUUUGUUUGUUUUUAUAUUCACACUGAGACACGUGCCUUAAACAGACUUCUUGUUAGUCCAAAAUUACAUAGCAUUGGAGAAUAUAUUUCACUGUGCCAUAAAUGACUGAAAGCUUGCUCUGCCAAAAGGAAUCAAAGAACAAGAGCAUCACACUUCAGACAGCAGCUGCAAGAUAGAACAGGGAGUGUUAGCACCUGUGGCGGGUCAUAGCUGUCCACGUGAAGGGAGUUCUGGAGUGACGCUGGGUCCCUGUGCUGCACCACCCUGGUGUGGCAUGUAGAUAAGGGCAGCUAUUACUUAGACCAGACCUCCCUCCUGGAGACGACCAGGUGUGUCUUUCAAGUGGAGUCGUGUUUCCUGAACCUACUGUUAGUCAUCUGUGUGCACACAGAAAGGGGACCUGACUGGGGGUGAACUGGAGACUGUGACUGGGAUUAGACGUGACAUUUUGGCAUGUGCUCUGAGCUUGAAUUUUGAUACAGACCAUUCAGUGGGUUAUACCUAGUCUUUUAAAGCUCCACGUGAAUGUCCUCAGGACCCAGAAGCAUCUGGAAUUUGCUGGAAGCAGAUCAGAGCACACGUAUUUCAAGGUGCAAAUUGCUUUUCUCAUCACAAAAGAAAAAAUAUCACAAACACAUCACACUGUGGAUAUUACCUUGACCAAUGGCAGAAGCCUACUGAGUUUUGUCUUUCUCAUGGAGUUAGGUGGUACAGAUGAACGUACAAGCGCUGGAGAAAACUCAACCUCAACCGCUGCAUGGUUAAAGGCAAAUUAUGCAUUUUCCUCAGUGGGUGCAAUGGUGAAAAUAAACUGAUUUUGAAAUGUC